AUGCACAGCCUCGGGGAUGAAAUCCUUAAAGACAGCGUCACUUCGGAAAUAGAGCGCAUGCAUAGAGACGACCGCAACCGAGGCACACGUCAGCAAGCGGGCCAGACAAUGAACACGCACGCACGUGAGGGAGAACGCCGGCGACAAGACAUUGUGGCGGCUCAUCAGAAUGUCUUGCAAUUUUCCAGGCAUGCUCUCUAUCUGCAAUCGUGGACACCAAAUUUCAAUCCCAUCCCUUUGGUUCAUUACUCUAACUCGGUUUGGAUCAGAUUGUAUAACCUUCCGAUUGAAUAUUGGGGUGAUGGUUUGUUGGAGAAGGUUGGCAGGACAUUAGGGACUCUUCUGGAGGUUGAUGUUGACGAUGAAGCAGAUCUUUGCAAGUAUGUCAGAUUGAGAAUAGCAGCAGUUAGGCGUAUCCCAGAAAGUAUAAAUCUUUUAACGACCAAUGGUGAAUGGAGCCAACAGUUGGAGAUUGAAAAAGAGAUAUGCCAAUGUCAGAGAUGUGGGAGUAGGAUGCAUGGUGAGGACGAUUGCAAAAUGUUUGUAGGGAAGGCCAGCAAGGUCUUCAGAAAACUGGUUCAAAAUUGGAAGCAUAAGACAGUAUCUCUAGAGAAAAUGGUUACGGGGACGGUGAUGCAGACUGUUGUGGUACAAUCGGGGAGCAAGGAGAAAGUUGCCGAAUCCAUGUCGAAAGCUGUUGGUGAAGCCACAAAAGCAAUAGGUGAUGAGGUUACAUUCAAUCCGGGUAAGGGCAAAGGCUUAUCAGAUACAGAGUUUGAGUAUGACAAGGGCUCAGAUGAGGAUUUUUUGCAGGAAGAUGAGUUGGACAAUGUCGAUUCACGGUCAUGGGAAGGUUAUUUUCAAGAAGCUAAAGGUUCUGCUGGGGGAUUGGGCUUUUUGUGGAAUCCUCAAAGUAUUAAAGUUUCCGAUUUGGAGAGAUCAAAUUUUUGGAUCUUUGGUGUUGUUCGCAACUUGAAGGAUAAUGUGUCAAUUCCUCUUUUUAAUGUCUAUGGCCCAACUAAAAUGAUUGACAAAGCUAAAGUCUGGAAAGACAUUUCGGAUAAAAUCGUUACUCUUAACAAUGAUAAAGUCAUAGUUGCUGGUGACUUCAAUGCUCUGCUGGAAUUGGAUGACAAAAAAGGUGGUUUGAGAAUGAAUACAAGAGUUAUGGAAGAUUUUAGGGAGUUUGUGGCAGGAAAUUCUUUGUUUGACGUAAAGCCAAAGAAUGGACUAUUUACAUGGACCAAUAGGAGGGAAAAUUUCUCUAGGAUCUCUGAAAGAUUGGAUAGAUUUCUGGUGGGGCCUUUUUGGGUGGACUCAGAUUUCAAUGUUGAUUCAUGUAUUCUUUCAUGGACUCUAUCAGAUCAUUUCCCAGUUUAG
This is a messenger RNA of Cryptomeria japonica (Japanese cedar), 1380 nucleotides long. RefSeq lists its product as uncharacterized. The record is from RefSeq and is a predicted model, not a curated record. Lineage: Eukaryota; Viridiplantae; Streptophyta; Pinopsida; Cupressales; Cupressaceae. Bases 1 to 1380 code for a protein of 459 amino acids. The transcript is spliced from 4 exons.